AUGGACGAAGAGUUAGCAAAAAAAGAAGAUAUUUUUGACGAUAAAGAAGACCAAGUUAAAGCAAUAUUAGCAGAAAUCUCUCGAUUCUUUGCCGACGAAAAAGACAAACUUAUCAAAAUAGCGGAAGAAAGCGGAAGUUCGAAAGUUAAAGAGAAACUACGAACUAAACUCACCGAAUUUUCAAAUUUAAGAAAUCUUUCUCGUGACCAAGGAGCCCAACUUCUGCUGGACGGUCAAAAACUACUUAAAGAUAAAUUUAUUGCCCUCAAUGCUAGCGGUACUGGCAGCAGUUGCUAUUUUAACAGUUUUUCUCUUUGGCUCAACGGCGACGAAAAUUUACGUAAUCAUUUACGUUUAGCGGUUUUCCAAGAGGCAAUUUCAGAAACAAGUGAAUAUUUUCUUAUCCAAGGAAAACGAGACAUUGAGAUUUUGUCCCAGAACACUAACGUUGGUAGACAAACAGGGGGAGACGAACAUAUCAUUUUUGCUAGACUUCUUGACUGCAACGUUGCUAGCAUUGCCAACUCCAACGGUGUACUUAGUGUGGGUAUUACGAAACCAGAUGGCACAGCAUUUGGUGCUAAUGAAUUUGAAGACAAUGGAAAAGAGAUAAUUUGGCUUUUUCACCAAGGCGAAAGUUUAGAUGGAGGUGGUGGUCAUUAUGUUCCGCUAGUCCCUAAUGAAGAAUUAACCCAACCACUUGCUAUUUGUCGCAAUAAAGGAAGCCAAAACACGGUUUAUGAUGAAACUUUAAAACUAGUUAACGACGAAAUAUUAAAGAUUACCAUUCAGCAACACAACAACAACCCUAAUCCUCACCCUCAACCUCAAACCUACACUGCCCAAGCAAUCUUUGAAGAACAAGAACAAGAAGUUCAAACUGCUUCUGAGCCAGUUUCCUCAGCCCCCAGCAGCAAUUUUUCCUCUCCCUCGACCAUCCCUAAUCCAACUACUCCUCAAUCGAAUGAAACUCCUAAUAAUUCUCCUUCCAGUUCGAGUGAUAGCAGUAGUUACUCCGGCAGUUUUGGUGGCUUUUCUAGCGGUGGUGGCGGAGGUGGUGGAAGCAGCAGUUCUUCCCCUAGUCCUUCUGCUCCGGAAACUACUCCUCCUUCUACCCCCCCUACUCCCUCCCCUUCACCAACUCCUCGACCUCCGGUUUACCCUUCGGCUGAUGAAGCUCAAGAAAUCCUCAAAACCGCUAAAAAAGUACAAAAAGAAACCAAUGCUUCCUUAGAGGAAAUCAAAAAAGCCACCGACAACCUCAAUAAUCUCCUCGAAAAGUUAGACCAAUUAACCACCAGCCAAGCCGUAGCUCAAUAUGUAAAGCAAGUUACUAGCCAAAUUCAACAGCAAAAAUUAACUACCCAAAAGAAAACCAAUCUUUCCCAAAAACCAAGUGAAAAAAAAUGA
This is a messenger RNA of Entrophospora sp. SA101, 1410 nucleotides long. The record is from the annotation of a GenBank genome assembly. NCBI's taxonomy places the organism in Eukaryota, Fungi, Glomeromycota, Glomeromycetes, Entrophosporales, Entrophosporaceae.